UUCUCCUAAGCCUCAAUUCAAUGUACUAAUAUCAAACUAAGCUAUAUACUAUAUAUUGAAAUUAUGGAGUCAUCAAUGAUUAGUAGAGCUACAAUUGUGACAUUGAUGGUGUUGUUAUUAACAUCAAAUAAUUAUAAGAAUGUAGAGAGUGCUGGAGAGUGUGGAAGGACACCAAUAGGGUCAGCAGCUGCAAGCUUAAGUCCUUGUUUGGGUGCAACAAAAGAUGUAAGGGCAAAAGUGCCACCAGCAUGUUGUGCUAGGGUUUCUGCUUUGCUUAGAACCUCUCCAAGAUGUCUUUGUGCUGUGCUCUUGUCACCAUUGGCCAAACAGGCUAAGAUCAACCCUGCCACUGCCAUUACUGUCCCUAAGAGGUGCAACAUUAGGAACAGGCCUGUUGGAAAGAAAUGUGGAAGAUACACUCUUCCUUAAAAGUAAUUAUCAUCCUGAGAGAGUAAUUAUUAAUAUUAUAUAUGAUUAUAUAUGCAGUAUUUAAAAGACUAUAGAGAUCAAUAAUAAGUGGCGUAUAAUGUCAUAUAUAUAUGACACUAUAUCAACUAGAGAGGGUAUUAUUGCUAAGCCUGAGAGUAUUUGUAUUACAUGGUUGGAUGUUUAAUUUGUCUUGUUUGUUAUAAUUAAUAUGUAAUGUUUAGUAUUUACUGGUAUCUUAUUGGAAAAUGUUAUAUAUGUACCAUUUCUUCGAAUAAAUUAAAUUUAUAUUGCAUAA
Messenger RNA from Arachis ipaensis, 724 nucleotides. The record is from RefSeq and is a predicted model, not a curated record. Lineage: Eukaryota; Viridiplantae; Streptophyta; Magnoliopsida; Fabales; Fabaceae.